This is a messenger RNA of Pocillopora damicornis (cauliflower coral), 1158 nucleotides long. RefSeq lists its product as uncharacterized. The record is from RefSeq and is a predicted model, not a curated record. NCBI's taxonomy places the organism in Eukaryota, Metazoa, Cnidaria, Anthozoa, Scleractinia, Pocilloporidae.
GUCCACCCUUUGACUCUCAAGAGUUUAGAGAUUUCGCAGCAGCUUAUGCAUUCGAGCUAGUCACCAGUUCUCCCAACUACCCUCAAAGUAACGGCCGCGUAGAGAACGCUGUUAAAACAGCAAAGCAGCUAAUGAAGAAAUCCAAGCAAGCUGGAAGCGAUUUUUAUUUAGCACUACUCGACUGGAGAAACACCCCGACAGAGGGCGUCGGCUGUUCACCCGUGCAAAGACUUUGUGGCCGAAGGACAAGAACACUUCUUCCAACAGCAACAAGUCUUCUGAAACCUACGACAACCCCUGGUGUGCGAGACAAACUUCUUAAGAAGAAAGAGCGUCAGACCUAUUACUAUAACAGAGGAACUCGAGAGCUGUCGCCCUUACGCAAAGGUGAUGCUGUUGUAAUGCUACCUAGUCCCCUAGCUCGAAAGUGGAAGAAAGCUCAAGUCGAAGACCAAGUGGAUGUGCGAUCAUACGCAGUACGCACUGAAGAUGGAAGAGUUUUUUGGAGAAACCGAAGGCACCUAAAGAAGUACGAUCCACCUCCAUCUACACACACUCCGGACGUGGAGGUCGGGCCUUCAAAGAUCACGGUUACAUCAACACCACCAGCAGAAGGAGCAGUAAAGGACUCUGAGGAGCCGCCCUUACAACCACCCCAAACAAGUAUCAGCAGACGUCUCUACUCUACAUUUGAGUCCCACAGUACCAGCACCAGCACCUGUGAAAGACCCACCUGCAGGAGUAGCCGCAGCAACUAGGAGUAGACGUCAGAUUAAGUUACCUUCUCGUUUCAAGGACUUUAAGAUGACCUAGUUUUACUAAGAGACAUUGAACUUUUCGUUACGUUCUUUAGACUGUUGCAACUCAGGAACUUUGAACUUUUGCCCAUUUCCCUGCCAUUUAUUGGGCUCAUAGUUUUCUAAAUGCGUUGUUGUGUUUAUUACUUAGAAGGACAUUUUAAGACCAUUACUCGUAUCUUUAUUGUAGUAUAAGUUCUUUUUUUUAUUUUUCUUUUCUUUACAAAAGGAAGGGUGUAACGUCACGUGAUAGUUGUUAUCCAAUAGGAUGCCAGAUUUUACAUGUGCUCGCGAUCUUGUACUCGAGUCUUCAGUGAACCGACUUAUGGAUUAAAAGUAUCGUUUGUUUAUGUUUACAAGA